Mauremys mutica (yellowpond turtle) is the source of this 1832-nucleotide messenger RNA. Its product is annotated as hemopexin-like. The transcript has 10 exons. Bases 27 to 1370 code for a protein of 447 amino acids. The record is from RefSeq and is a predicted model, not a curated record. Lineage: Eukaryota; Metazoa; Chordata; Testudines; Geoemydidae.
AGCCCAGAGCCCUGACCCGACCCAGCAUGCGCGGAGCUGUGGCUGCCCUGUCCCUGGGCUGGGCGCUGGCCCUGGGGCUCGCCCAGGCCCUCCCUGGCAAACCGGGGGAGGCCAGACCACGGUUCCACCAUGGGGCUGAGACCCAGCUCAACGACACAGAGGCGGCGAGCCGGUGUGCGGACGAGGGGGGCUUUGAUGCCGUCACACUGGAUGAGCACGGCGUGAUGCUCUUCUUCAGAGGUGCCCACGUCUGGAAGGGCUUCCACGGCCCGGCCCAACUCAUCAACGCCACCUGGCCUGAGAUCCAGGGCCCCGUGGACGCUGCGCUGCGCAUCCACCACAAGGCGUCCCCCGGGGUGCACGACAGCGUCUACCUCUUCCAGGGCGAGCGGGUCUGGGCGUAUGCGGGGGGCCGGCUGCGGCCCGGCUACCCCCGGCUCAUCGGGGAGGAGUUCAAGGGGGUGCCUGGGGACCUGGACAGCGCCGUGGAGUGUCACCCCGAGGACUGCACGGCUGAGAGCCUCCUCUUCUUCAAGGGGGGGGACGUGUUCUCCUAUGACCUGGGCCUGGGGGUGCUGAAGCGCCGGUCGUGGCCCGGGGUCACCCACUGCUCGGCAGCCGGGCGCUGGCUCGGGCGCUAUUACUGCUUCCAGCGCGUCCGCUUCCUGCGCUUCCAGCCGGCCACGGGCCAGGUGCCGCCCGGCUACCCCCGCGACGCCCGCGACUACUUCCUGCGCUGCCCCGGGAGAGGGCACGGGCACGAGGCGCGCAGAAACGCCACUGCCAUGGGCAUCCGGGACCCCUGCAGCGGCCUCGCCUUCCAGGCCUUCACCGCGGACGACGUCAACCGCACCUACGCCUUCCGGGGGGGGCAGUACUUCCGCCUGGACUCCCAGCGGGACGGCUGGCACUCGUGGCCGCUGAACCACACCUGGCAGGAGCUGAGCGGGCUGGUGGACAGCGCCUUCAGCUGGGACAACAAGCUCUACCUGAUCCAGGGCUCCCAGGUCUACAUCUACCGGGUGGGUCCGGGCUACACGCUGGUGCAGGGCUACCCCCGGGGCCUGCAGGAGGAACUGGGCAUCGCGGGCGCUGACGCCACCUUCACCUGCCCCCACUCCGCUGAGCUCUUCGUCAUCAACGGAAACUCCCUGGAGCGGGUGGAUCUGAACCAGAGCCCGCGGAGCCCGAGGCUGGAGGGGUCCAUCCGCCAUGAGCACGUGGACAGUGCCAUGUGCAACGCGGACGGGGUGCACCUCUUCCACGGAAACACCGUGCACCACUACGCCAGCGUGGCCGAGCUCACAAUGAGCCCCAAGCCCUCCCCCCCGCAGAACGUGACUGCCGUCCUCUUCGGGUGCCCCCACUGACAGGACAACCCUGCCUGACCCCCAGCCACCAUGCUCCCUGAACCCCCCCAUGGCACCCUUUACCGUGCCCCUCCCUUCCCCGUCCACUGCACCCCACUCCCAGGGGUGUCCUUGGUCAGUAAAGACCUGGGGUUCAGAGCUCCCCUCCCACCCAGGGAAGAAGGCACCUGGCUUGUUCUGCCAUCUGAGCUCUUGCUCUGGCUGGCCACUAUGCCAGGCACGGUUCCUUGCCACCUGGCCACCCCCCACCCCCCACCAGCUUGGCACUUUCAUCAGCCACCCAUGAGUCACUUUCUGCUGCCACCUGCCUCUGCCGUGACCACUGCCGGUCAGUCUCCCCAUGAUUGUCGGCUCUCAGGAGGCCGGGCACAAACACUCUCCCACCACCACUGGCUUCAGCUCUCAUUGAGCAUUUGAAAUAACAACGUGGCUCCUAAUAAAGCAGCUUUCUCUCUCUCGGAA